AUGUUACGCGAAAAUAGAUGGAAAGUAUUGCUAGUGGUGAUCGUAGGAGCGAUGGCGGCCGAGCCGAGCCGGGCUGUGAGCCUGGUCUAUCAAAAACCAUACAAACAAAUCAUGUUCGUUCCCAAAAACCUUUACAGACGGAACCGAAAACAGCGAGUGUUAUUUUUGGAUGAGGACGAAAACCACCAGCCAUUCGGGCGCGGAGAAAUCGACCUGACUGUCGACAAAAGUUACGACUCCAAAAUUAAGUUCGACGACAAUCAGGAUUACGAGUUCACGUCGCCAGAAGACCAGAAAUCCAUCGCUGCAUCCCCAUCUGGGAACGAAAGAUUCUAUGAGCCUCUACCGAGAUUUAGGCCGGCUUAUCAGGCCUAUCCUGCUUAUUAUCAGGGAAGGUUCGGUCGUCCUUACGCUCCAGGGUUUGGCUUCGACCCUUACAUACCACAGGUGCCUUUUGCGCCGUCACGGAACAGUUUUUAUGGGCAAAACACCGGUUGGAAGGCGAGAAGUCCUCGUGUAGUCUUUCCAUACGCGUCAGAUAGUGUUAAUUCGUUAGUGCAGACUAAUUCCCACGCAGGACCAGGUGGUAUAGAUAAUGUGGUGUUCCGUGAACAGAAUUUUGGCAUUAACGACAUUGGGACGGAUGAACAUAGCCUUCAGGAUAUAGGAUCCGGGAACGGAGACGCUUUCGCUGAGAGAGAUGCCAACGACCACCAUCGAGCUCGGAUAACGGAGAACCGCAAACCGUUUUUUCAAAAGCCAAUGUUUAUACAAACAGAUGGAAUUAAAAACGGGAAUCUAAAAAGAAUAGAUUAUUAUUUCCCAAACGUGACAAGUACAGUCCUGCCGAAAUUCAAGCCUAUAUCCGACGAGCAGAUGUUGAGAAUGAGCCAGAUUUUGAAAGAUAUGCCGAGACUGAGUAAACCUACUCACAUGCCGAGUUUGAUGCCAAGUACCCGAAAAGGCAGGCUCUUAGAAGUGCCAAGUAAAGACCGGCAGGAGGGGUGCCCUCAGGGAGGGACGUGUGAGUUUUUUUUUUACUGUUGGAUGGUCGGAGGCCUGCUUGAGGGGUCCUGCGGAGGCUUGCUUAAAGGCUGUUGUCACAGAGUAGCGAAGGCUGGCAUAUUGGGAGUACAAGACUCGAAUAGCAUAGAAUAUUCGGGCAACGAAGGACUAAGUUACGGUCCAGUGAUAAAUGAUGAAAGUUGUGGCAUAGCCGUCAACAAGCAGACUGCACAGCGCCGCAUCGUGGGUGGCGAUGAUGCCGGCUUCGGCACCUUUCCCUGGCAGGCUUACAUACGCAUCGGUUCCUCUAGAUGCAACAUGCUAAUGUCAAUAUUCGAGUUGAUCGGAUGGAAGCAAUGUUGGAUAGAGAGGUGUGGCGGCUCCCUAAUAUCUCGUCGCCACGUCGUGACGGCUGGCCAUUGCGUGGCGCGUGCGCAGCCUCGACAUGUUCGAGUGACACUCGGAGAUUACGUCAUCAACUCGGCUGCGGAACCCCUCCCGGCGUAUACCUUCGGCGUCCGCGCCAUAAAAGUGCAUCCACUCUUCAAGUUUACGCCUCAAGCCGAUAGGUUUGACGUCGCAGUACUAACGUUGGACAGGAAUGUUCAUUACAUGCCGCAUAUAGCACCAAUAUGCCUUCCAGAGCGCGGCUCAGACUUCUUGGGCCAGUACGGGUGGGCGGCGGGUUGGGGCGCGCUGAGCCCCGGCUCGCGGUUGCGUCCGCGCACGCUGCAGGCGGUCGACGUACCCGUGCUCGACAACAGAGUCUGCGAGCGGUGGCAUCGCGCUAACGGUAUAAACGUGGUAAUCUAUCCCGAGAUGCUGUGCGCGGGGUACCGAGGGGGCGGCAAGGACAGCUGUCAGGGGGACAGUGGGGGCCCUUUAAUGUUGGAGCGGACAGGACGCUGGUACCUCAUAGGAGUGGUCUCUGCCGGAUACUCCUGCGCAAGUCGCGGCCAACCCGGCAUCUACCACCGCGUCGCGCACACCGUCGACUGGAUAUCACACGCUACAACGUUGUCAUAGCGAUAGUUUAAC
Pectinophora gossypiella (pink bollworm) is the source of this 2043-nucleotide messenger RNA. Its product is annotated as plasma kallikrein. The record is from RefSeq and is a predicted model, not a curated record. Bases 1 to 2031 code for a protein of 676 amino acids. Gene Ontology annotation, molecular function: serine-type endopeptidase activity. The transcript has 8 exons. NCBI's taxonomy places the organism in Eukaryota, Metazoa, Arthropoda, Insecta, Lepidoptera, Gelechiidae. Gene Ontology annotation, biological process: proteolysis.